AUGGGCCUUAAAGGUCUUCUUAUUCUGCUUCUUGUACUGCUGUCCCAAGGAAUUCAACUUAUUCAAGGAAGUUGUAGCAGUGGGGAGUUUCAGUGCACUAGUGGACAAUGCAUCAACAUAGCUUGGAGAUGUGAUGGGACUAAAGACUGCACAGAUGACUCAGAUGAGCUGAACUGUCCAACUCCAUCAUGCACCUCGCAGGAAUUUAAGUGCGUGACGAGCAGUGAAUGCAUCUCUUUGGGAUUUGUCUGUGACGGAGAGGAGGACUGCCUCGAUGGUUCGGAUGAAAGAAGAACCUGCGAUGGACGGACCUGCAGCCCAGACCAGUUCACCUGCCAGGAGGGCCAGUGUGUCCCCGACAAAUACAAAUGUGACCAUGUAAAGGACUGCGUGGACAACUCUGAUGAGAACAACUGCAACUAUCCACAUUGCACUGAGAAGACGUGUGCCAAUGGGGCCUGUUACGAACACCCUCAGCACUGCAACGGACUGCAGGACUGCCGAGAUGGCUCUGAUGAAUUCAACUGCACUACACAGCACUGUCCCAUCCACCAGUAUCAGUGUGUAAAUGGCCACUGCAUCCCACAUUCCUUUGUGUGUGACCACUGGAAUGACUGUGGAGACAACAGUGAUGAGGAAGGCUGUGUGUACCAGAGCUGUAGUGGCAGUGAGUUCACAUGUUCCAGUGGCCGUUGUAUUCCUCAGCGCUGGGUGUGUGACCAUUUCAAUGACUGUGGGGACUACAGUGAUGAGAGAGGAUGUGAUAGUAACUCUCGAGACUGCUACCCUGGUGAGUGGGGAUGCCCAGGGUCGACAGUAUGUAUACCAGUGGGCAAAGUGUGUGACAGCAAACCUGACUGUCCUGGAGGAACAGAUGAGACCAACUCCACAGCACAGAAAACCUGCAGCCUGGAGCAGUGCUCCGCCUUGAGUUGCGAGUUUCUCUGUCACCUGUCUCCUCAGGGAGGUGCUUGCUACUGCCCUGAUGGUUUCACUGUCGCCAAUGACAGCCGUUCCUGUGUAGACUAUAAUGACUGUCAAAUAUGGGGGAUCUGUGACCAGCUGUGUGAAGAUCGUCCUGGGACACACCACUGUAGCUGUGCUGAUGGAUACUUCUUGGAGCAGGGUCAUGUCUGCAAAGCCAAUGUGUCAGCUGGAAUGCCACAGCUCAUUUUCACCAAUGGUGGUGAUGUGAUGAUGGCUGACAUACACGGACGCUUUGUCAGAACUCUGGUGCCAUCGCAGGGCAAAGGAUAUGCUGUCGGGGUGGCAUAUCACUGGCACAGUGACACCGUCUUCUGGAGUGAUACAAAUACCAAAAAGGUGUACUCUGCCAACUACAAUGGGGGUAACAUUAAGGAGGUUCUGACGACUGCGGUUCAAAGUGUCCAGAACCUCGCUGUUGAUUGGAUCAACUUCAAACUUUAUGUCUUGGAGGCCACGAUGGAGCGAAUCGACAUGUGCAACUUUGAUGGAGAUAAUCGGGUCACGCUGAUGGCUGAAAACCUGCAAACUCCCCAUGGCCUCGUCCUGGACCCUACAGUGGGCUACAUGUUCUUCACAGACAAGGGGGUUGCUAAUCAGCAUAUGAAGCUUGAACGUGCCUUCAUGGAUGGCAGUAAUCGUGUAGAGCUGGUGAAGAUCAGACUUGGCACUCCAACAGGGAUUACCCUAGACAUUGUCACCCAGAGGGUUUACUGGUCCGACAGCCACUUUGACACAGUGGAGACCGUCACCUACAGCGGUUUGGACAGGAAAAUAGUCCUUAAUGGUGGAACCCAGGCUCCAUAUCCUUUUGGAAUUGCUGUGUUUGAAAACCAUGUAUUCUUCACUGACUGGACCAAGAUGGGUGUGGUGAGAGCCAACCGGUUCAACGGCAGCAAUCCAGCACUCCUCUAUCGUACCGCAAAGCGACCGGGCCAUGUUGUAGUGUCACAUGCUGCCCAGCAACCUGUUGUGAUGAACCCUUGUGGCAGACACAAUGGUCGUUGUCAGCAGAUUUGUGUAUUGAGUCACCGCUCCGACAAUGAUGGUCUGGGCUUCCGCUGCAAGUGUCGUCAUGGUUAUGACCUGCAGCCUGACCGUCAGACUUGCUUUAAGGUGAAGGACUACUUGUUGUUGGCCACCUCUCUCGGGGUGCGAGGAAUCCCACUGAAUGUAUCCCUCCAGGAGGACAUCACCCUGCCCCUCUCAGGGCUCGGGACGUCUUUCUCUGGCUCUGCUGUGGAGUUUGACGGCAAUGAGGAAGCCCUGUUCUACAACGACAGGUACAGAGGCCUCGUCUAUAAGUCGAACCUCAAUGGCACUGUCCAACAGAUUUUGACAGGCUACAGAGUGGGAACGAUUGACGCCAUGGCUUACGACUGGACCUCAAAAGUCUUGUUUUGGACAACAAGCACCUACAAGACGGUGGUGGCCUUCAGAGUCCCAGACAAGUCCAGGCGAGACAUUGUGACAGGAUUAAGGAACCCAAAAGGAAUUGCAGUGCACCCCAGUGCUGGCUUCUUGUUUUGGUCUGACUGGUACCGGCCAGCUGUCAUCAUGAGAAGCUUCACUGAUGGCAGCAAUGCUGUUCCUCUGGUCAACACAACACUGGGAUGGCCAUAUGGGCUUUCUGUUGACUUUGUGAUGGACAGGCUGUAUUGGGUGGAUUCCCAAUUGGACCAGAUUGGUCACAUUAGCAUACAAGGACAGAACAGACAGACGUUUACUAACAUUGGCCAGAUAACUCAACCCUAUUCUCUAACAAUUUAUUCAGACUACCUGUAUGUGUCUGAUACAAGGACCAGAGCAGUAUUCGAGAUGAGGAAGAGGGAUGGAGGAGGUAACAUUAUGAUCAGACAAGGAAUCACGGGCAUCAUGAACAUCAAGGCCUACACAGCCGACCUCCACAGCACAUUCACUAGCCGCUGCAAUCUGGUGUCCAAUGGACGCUGCAGCCACUUCUGUUUCCCGACUCCCGCCUUCAGUCGAGUGUGCGGCUGUCCCUACGGCAUGAAACUUCAGGCCAAUCAGAGGGACUGUAUCAAGGACGAUUCUGUUCCCCCACCUGACAACAACUGUGGAGAAUUCGCUUUUGAGUGUGAUGAAGGACGCUGUCGGCCCAACUCUUACCGCUGUGAUGGAAUUGCUGAUUGCAUAGAUAAGACGGAUGAGGCCAACUGCACUGAUACAGGAGCAACUUGCUCUCCACGAGCGUUCACCUGCAACAACAAACACUGCAUCAUGUCCAGUUGGCGUUGUGAUGGCGUGGACGACUGCGGCGACGGUUCAGAUGAAUUGAACUGUCCCACUCGUCUCCCUACCACCUGUGCCGCUAGCUACUUUACCUGUGAUAACAAUAGGUGUAUCUCUAAAAUAUGGGUGUGUGACGGUGACAACGACUGUGGCGAUGGCUCCGAUGAACACAACUGCAAUUCAACCAUCACUACUUGCCCUCCUGCCUACUUCCUGUGUCCCGACCACCGCUGCAUCCACAACUCCUACGUGUGUGAUGGAGACCAGGACUGUCUGGAUGGCUCUGAUGAGAAAAACUGUGAGUUUUCCUGUGCCUCCUAUGAGUUUGCCUGUGCCAGUGCGGACCAGUGUGUCCAUUCAAGAUAUAGGUGUGACGGAGUGUUUGACUGCAGGGACCAUUCUGAUGAAAGAGACUGUCCCACUCGAAGUCCUGGCCUCUGCCACAAUAACGAGUUCCAGUGCCAGGCAGAUGGUUUCUGCAUACCAGAUGAGUGGGAGUGUGAUGGCCACCCAGACUGUGAGGAUGGAUCAGACGAACACAACUCCUGCCCACCUGUCACCUGCCGACCAAACUCUUUCCAAUGUACCAACCAGCUCUGCAUCCCGGCAGGCUGGUUGUGUGACGGCGACAACGACUGCCGGGACAUGAGUGAUGAACAGAACUGCCCAACCCCUCCAUUUAGUUGCCCCUCGGGACAGUGGCAGUGCCCCACCGACCAGCUUUGCAUUGAGCUGGACAAGGUGUGCAAUGGCCAGAGGGACUGUCCCAAUGGAGCAGAUGAGUCACCGAUCUGCAGCCAAGACGACUGUGCACUGAACAACGGUGGCUGCAGCAACGGCUGUGUCCAAGGACCAUUUGGGGCUCAGUGCACCUGUCCUGCAGGAUUUCAGCUCCUCAACGAUUCCAAGACCUGUGAGGACAUCAACGAGUGUCUGAUCCCAGGUUUCUGCAGCCAGCAGUGCUUCAACGAGAGAGGGAGGUUCAGGUGCUACUGCUCAUAUGGUUACCUCCUGGAGCCUGAUGAGCGCACCUGCAAAGCUGCAGACCCACUAGCAGCUGUUCUUCUGGUUGCCAAGCGAAGCCAGAUCAUCGCCAACCGGAUCAACAUGAGACCCCCCCAGAUGCGACCAGUGAUCAGUGGUUCAAGCAUCGUCACCGUGGACUUUGAUCGCAUAACUUCCAGAAUCUACUGGGCCGAUGCCUCGCAGAAGAAGAUAUGGAGUGCCUACCAGAACGGCACCGACAGACGGGAAGUGUUCUCCACUGGUUUGAUGGUACCAGAAAGUAUAGCUGUGGACUGGGUGGGUCGGAACCUUUAUUGGACCGACUCUGUCAUGGAAAACAUUGAGGUCUCCACUCUGGACGGUCGCUUUCGGAAAGUCCUCCUCACCAAGAAUGUCACCAGCCCCCGCGGACUAGUUUUAGAUCCCCGUAACUACACCAACCUAAUGUUCUGGUCAGACUGGGGUCAGAACCCCAGGAUUGAGCGGGCAAACAUGGAUGGAAUCAUGAGACAAGUCAUUGUCAGCACCAAGCUCUACUGGCCAAACGGCCUGGCCCUGGACUACACCACCCGCAGGGUCUAUUUUGCUGAUGCCUACCUCAAAUAUAUUGACUACUGUGACUAUGAUGGCAAUAACCGCCAUCAGGUCAUGGCAAGUGACGUGGUUCUCCAGCACCCACACGGAAUGACCAUCUUUGAGGACAACAUCUACUGGUCGGAGCGCUACACCAGAAAAGUGAUGAGGACGAACAAGUUCCAUGGUGGUAACAUCACCACUUUGAUGAACAAUGUCUAUCAGCCUAUGGGCAUUGUUAUGGACCAUCCCAUCAAACAGCCCAUAGCCAUCAACCCAUGCAGAGAACACCUGUGUUCUCAACUGUGCCUGCUGUCAGGCAUGAGACCCAGAUACUACACCUGCCACUGCCAGUCUGGCUGGAAGCUUAGUGCUGACAAACGCACAUGUGUCAAAGAUGAGACUCCCUUCUUGAUGGUGGUGAGAGAUUCUGUGAUUUUUGGCAUUCCUCUGGACCCCGCUAACCCUUCCAACAAUGCAAUGGCCCCCGUGUCAGGCAUCAGCCAGGGGCAGGACAUCGACUUUGACGAGCAAGAGCAGUUCAUCUAUUGGGUGCAGAGCACUGGUUCUAUUUGGCAAGUGAAAACCAGCGGUACCAACAGGUCUGAGUUUGCUCCAGCUGCUUUCAUUGGCUCGCCGUCUGGGUUGGCUUUUGAUUGGAUAAGCCGAAUAAUGUAUUACACCAAUCCUACUGUUAAAACCAUAGAGGUUAUCCGUGUGGAUGGAGACCAGCACUACAGGAAGACCCUCAUCACCUCCACUGGUAAACCCGAGGGAACAGGAGAGCCCUUUGGAAUAGCCCUGGAUCCAGCUCGGGGGAAAUUGUUUUGGACAGACAAGGGGUCAGACAAUGGAGUUCCUCCAAAGGUUGGCAGUGCUGACAUGGACGGAGGAAACGCCAUAAACCUCUACACAGGCAACCUGGCAAACAUAGGAUUCAUCGCCGCUGACAUCUCUACCAUGAAACUGUACUGGGGUGUGGCGGGCUCAGGGGUGUUUUUCCAGAUUGAGUGUGGCACCAUGGACGGAGUAACCCGGGUGAUUUUGAGCCACCUCUACUACACCGACCUGGACUACGAGGUUAUUGAGAGGGUGGACAAGGACAACGGUGCUAAUAUGUUGGUGAUGAGGAGCAGGAUGUCUGGUCUGCGUGCCCUCAAAGUGCACGCCAGAGACAUUUCAGCCGGGACCACCAACGCCUGCAGCUCCAACAAUGGGGGUUGUCCCCACUUAUGUCUCCCCAAACCAGGCAAUCAAAAAACCUGUGCCUGCACCACAGGCUUCAACCCGUCUCAAGAUGCCUCCCGCUGUGAACAGUAUGAAUCUUUCGCAAUUGUCUCCGCUACCAAGUACAUCCGUGGCUUCCACAUAAACAGCUCUGACCACUCUGAGGCUAUGGUGCCUGUCGGUGGAACUUCCUACUCCAUUAAGGGCACGUUGGACCUCCAUAUUGAAUCUGGCUUUGUGUACUGGGCUGACAACAGCACCUCCACCUCAUACAAGGGCAUCUUCAGGGCCAAAACAGAUGGCGGGCGUUACAGCACCGUCCUCAACUCGGGCGUUGGAAAAGGAGGCAUCCACGGUCUUGCUGUAGACUGGGUUGCGGGUAACUUAUACUUCACCAAUGCCUUUGAGAGUGAGACCUUCCUGGAGGUGCUUGCCAUCAACACCACGUACCGAAUGAUUCUCCUUAAGUCCUCCCAGGACAAGCCCCGUGAUGUGGCUGUCAGCCCCAAGCUUCGCUACCUCUUCUGGACUGACAGUGGCCAAACACCCAAAAUUGAGCGUGCCCUGCUGGAUGGUACCAACCGCACUGUGUUGGCAUCAGAAAGCCUAGCGUCACCUCGUGGCCUUACCAUUGAUUACACCAAUGAUUUCCUCUACUGGACAGAUGAUGUUCUUGAUAUGAUCUCCCGUAUGGCCCCAGAUGGCACACAGAGGCAAAUUAUCCGGUAUGGGAGCCGGUAUCCAUCCCCAACAGGGAUGGCUAUAUUCGGAAACUACAUGCUCUGGGUGGAUAAAAAGCUUGGGAAGCUCUUACAGGCCAGUAAGAACCCAGCCAAUACUGACCAGCCAGAGGUAAUUCGAGACAGUAUUGAGGGGCUGAUGGAUGUCACUGUCUUUGACACUCAUGCCCAGCCUACAUCUGCCAACCAGGUGGGCUUUAACCCAUGUCAAGAAGAUAAUGGACGUUGCCAACAGCUAUGUUUUGCCAUACCGGGCCUAGAGCACCCAAAAUGUGGUUGUGCACAUGGGUCGCUCAUGAGUAACGGAGUAACAUGUGGUUACGGACAAGAUGAGUUUUUAGUUUUCACCACAGAUUACAAGCUGAAUAGCCUGAGGUUAGAUCCUUUGGAUCACAGCACCCCUUACCCAGCAGUGAACGUGGGCUACAACUUGAUGGCUUUGGAUUAUGACUUCAAGGACAAGAGAAUUUUCUUUACCCAGUUUAUGGGAAUUGGUCGAAGCAGAAUUGGCUACGUCACCACUACAUCCAUCACUAACCCGCCUGUCUUUAUAGCUACAAAUUUGAAUGACCCUGAGGGAUUGGCUUAUGAUUGGGUCAACAAGCGUCUCUACUUUACCGACUACUAUAGCCGCAAUGUCCAGUCCAUGGGGGUGGAUGGGAUGAACCGCUCAAUCAUCGCACAAGCAAAUCGUCCCAGAGGCAUCAUUGUUGACCCUUGCUAUGGUUACCUAUACUGGACUGACUGGGGCUCUCCAGCUAAGAUUGAGAGGGCCACACUAAGUGGAAACUUCCAGACCCCAAUUAUUAAAAGCAGCCUGACGACGCCCAACGGCCUAACUCUGGAUUAUGAAGAAAGGAUGCUUUACUGGGCUGAUGCCACAUUAGAUAAGAUUGAAAGGGCCACUUUAACUGGUGCCAACCGACAAGUGAUCGUGCAAGGGGUCCAGUACCCGUAUGCCAUGACCGUCUUCCAACAGGACAUCUUCUGGACUGACUGGACUGAGAGAGCCGUCUUUAGGGCUGGGAAGGAUGAUGGCUCUGGCUUUGCAGUGCUGGCCCAGGACCUGCAGUACCGACCAAACGACAUCCAUGUGUAUGCCGCAUCUAAGCAAGAAAGCUGCUCCAGCUCUUGUCAGCAGUUCAACGGAGGCUGCAGUAAUGUCUGUGUUCCCGGUCCAUUGGGCCCAGAGUGCCAGUGUCCUCAUCAGGGGAAGUGGUACCUGGCCAACAAUGGCAAAGACUGUAUCAUAGACACAGGGAAACGCUGUCAACCGGAGCAGUUCACCUGUCUCAAUAAUAACUGCAUCUCAGCACGCUGGAAGUGUGACGGCUACAACGACUGCCAGGAUAACUCAGAUGAGCUGGAGAGAGUAUGUGCCUUCCACACCUGCUCAGCCAUGGACUUUACCUGUGACAAUGGCCGCUGUGUGCUGCUCAGCUACUCCUGUGACUACACAGACGACUGUGGAGACAACAGUGACGAGCGAGGCUGCCCCUUCCCCACAUGUAACCCUGCUACUGAGUUCACCUGUGCCAACGGACGCUGCAUCAGUGCAGCCUUUGUCUGUGACGGCCACAACGACUGCCGAGACAACGCCACCUCUGACGAAAUCAACUGCCCUAACAGGGUGUGUCCUGCAGGCCAGGUCAAGUGUGACCGCAACAACAUCUGCAUCUACUCUGACAACCUGUGUGAUGGCUACAAUAACUGUGGAGACAACAGCGAUGAGAAUCCUCUCUUCUGCAUGGGUCGUACGUGUUCUCCGGAUCAGUUCCGCUGUGACGAAGGGAAGUGUAUCCCCAACUCCUGGGUGUGUGACUCCAUCCAAGACUGCAGUGAUGGGACAGAUGAACCUCUUUCCUGUAAGGAUCAAAUCAAAACAUGCAGUCCCAGCCAGUUCACUUGUACAAAUGGAAACUGUAUCCCCCAGUCAAUGGUCUGUGAUGGAAACAAUGACUGCUGGGACAACAGUGAUGAGGCUCCUGAACUACAGUGUGGCCAACGUACCUGCAGUUCCAACCAGUUCACCUGUCCAACCUGGUUUCCCGGUUUCCCACGCUGUGUGGCGUUAAGCUUUGUGUGUGAUGGAGAGAAAGACUGCGCUAAUGCUGCUGAUGAACUCCAGAACUGCCCCAACCGCACCUGCCAUAUGAAUGAGUUUGCCUGUUCCAACGGGCUUUGCAUUCUCCUGCCUUACCACUGUGACCGUGUAAAUGACUGCGGGGACGGCAGUGAUGAGUUGGGCUGUACUUAUGACACAUGCAGCAGCAACCAGUUCACCUGCAGUAACGGAGCCUGCAUCCCCGCCUCCUUCACCUGCGAUGGACAGAGCGAUUGUAUGGAUGGCUCAGAUGAAGCAGAGAGCAUGUGCAUCACGUCACAACCCACCUGUGCUCCUCAGCAGUACAUGUGCAAGUCAGGCGAGUGUAUCGACAACAAAAAGGUGUGCAAUGGACAAAAGGACUGCCAGGACAACAGUGACGAAAAAGCCUGCGGAGUCAAUGAGUGCCGCAACCCAUCAGUCCACAAGUGUGCCCAACUCUGCACCGACACCCUCACUGGUUACUACUGUUCCUGCCAGCCUGGCUACCGACUCAUGCCGGAUGGCAAAGCCUGUGAGGACCUCGACGAGUGUAUUAGCACACCCGCCGUCUGCAGCCAGAUCUGCGAGAACAAUGUUGGCUCGUACCACUGCAAAUGUGCCCCUGGAUAUAUUCGUGAACCGGAUGGACGCACCUGUCGUCAGAACAGUGGCAUUGCCCCAUACCUGUUGUACAGUAACCGCUACUACAUCCGCAAUUUGACCACUGACGGGUCACAUCUGAGUUUAGUCCUGCAGGGGCUGUCCAAUGUGGUGGCAUUAGACUUUGAUGACUAUGAUAAGAGGCUUUAUUGGCUGGAUGCAGGGGCAGGAAAGAUUGAGCGGAUGCGUUUUGACGGGACCGACAGGGAGACGCUGGCGAAUGACAAUUUAUUAGGAGCUGAAGGCCUGGCACUGGACUGGGUGGGCAGGAAGUUGUACUGGGUGGACGGUUAUUACGGUUCAGUCCAUGUGAUGGAGCUGGAUGGACGCUACCAGAAGAGACUGCUGUCAGGAGAAUUCAUUGAUGGAAACAGCACUUAUCUUAUCAGCCGGCCUCGUGCUGUGGCGGUUAACCCUAAAUAUGGAUGGCUUUACUGGACCGACUGGGGUGACACGGCGUAUAUCGGCAGAGUUGGCAUGGACGGAAGCAAUGUCAGUGCCAUUAUAACAACCAAGCUGGAGUGGCCCAGUGCUCUCACCAUAGACUACACCACCAACAAGAUCUUCUUUGCUGAUUCUCACCUUAACUUUCUGGACUUUGCCGACUUGAACGGCCAGAACCGACACCGGGCCAUUGCAGGUACACUUCCCCAUGUCUUUGCAGUUUCCCUGUUCGAGGACUGGGUUUACUGGACGGACUGGAACACACACACAGUAGAGAAGGCUCGCAAGUACACUGGCGAACAGCGCACAAUCAUGGGCAACAACACACAUCGACCAUAUGACGUUCGUGUAUACCACCCCUACAGGCAGCCUCGCAGUGAAAACCCCUGCUCCUCCCAUCACCUGACCUGCAGUCACUUGUGUCUGAUUGGCCCUGGUGGGCAACAAGCUACCUGCCAGUGCCCAGAUCACUUCAUCGGCCUCAUGGUGGGCUUUAAGAUCCAGUGUGUCGCCGACUGCUCCAGCACCCAGUUCCGCUGUGGAGACAAUGAGAAGUGUGUUCCCAUAUGGUGGAAGUGUGACGGCCAGUCAGAUUGCGGUGAUGGCUCAGAUGAACCUCAGACCUGCCUGCCCCGUCAUUGCCCCAUUGGCCAGUUCCAGUGUCAAGAUGGCAACUGUACCUACUCUGGCUUCAUCUGCGAUGGCCACUCAGACUGCCCUGACGGUUCAGACGAGGAUGCAGCUCUCUGCAGUGACCACCGAUGCCAAGAAAACCAGUUCCAGUGUAAAAACAAGAAUUGCAUCCCUGUGUCCUGGCACUGUGACGGAGUGAACGACUGCUCUGAUGACAGCGACGAAGACGCAGAGGCUUGUUCCCAGAAGACGUGCCGACCGGGACAGUUCCAGUGUGCCAACGGGCGCUGUCUGCCGUCGAGCUACGUGUGUGACGCCCAGGACGACUGUGGGGAUGCAUCUGAUGAGCCGUAUGAAACCUGCAUGGGUCCAGAUUACAAGUGUGAGGAGGAUACAGAGUUCUCCUGCAAGACAAAUUACCGCUGUAUUCCUCAGUGGGCCCGCUGUGACGGCACCAAUGACUGCAUCGACAACAGUGACGAGCAAGGCUGUGAGGAGGUGACCUGUGAUCCUCUGGGAGAUUUUCGAUGUGACAACCACCGCUGUGUGGCCAUCCGCUGGCAGUGUGACGGCAACGACGACUGUGGUGACAGCUCAGAUGAAAGAAAUUGCCAGCCAAGGCCUUGCUCUGAAAGUGAGUUUCGGUGUGACAACACACAGUGCAUCCCUGGAAACUGGGUGUGUGACCAUGACAACGAUUGCGGGGAUAACUCAGACGAACGAGACUGUGAGUUGCAGACGUGUCGUCCAGGUUUUUUCCAGUGUGACUCGGGUCACUGUAUCCCUGCUGCUCUGCAGUGUGAUGGCCAGCCUGAUUGUCUGGACCUGUCAGAUGAGACCAGCUGUCCUACUCGUUACCCAGGAGGCCGUUGGUGCCCUCAAAACCAGUUCCAGUGUGCAAACCAUCUUUGUGUGAACCAGGGCUGGGUGUGUGAUGGAGUUAAUGACUGUGGCGACCGCUCUGACGAACAGCUCAAUUUAUGCUUGACUGUCACCUGUGAGAUGCCGUUCAGGUUCCGCUGUGCAAACGGCUACUGUGUCUACUCCGGCGUGCUGUGCAACCAGAAGGACGACUGUGGAGACGGCAGUGACGAGAAGGAAGUACUCUGCCGCGAGCCCACGCUGCCGCCCUGCACACUGGAAGAGUUUAAAUGCACCAACGGACACUGUGUGGCCCUGCCAUACGUGUGCGACCACAAUGACAACUGUGGGGACCGCACUGAUGAAUUAGGUUGCAAUUUUGGGCAUGAACGCAACUGUGAAGAGAAGCUGUGCCAGCACGAGUGCACCAACUUGAACGGCACCGGCUUCAUCUGCUCCUGCAGGGCCGGAUACGGAGUGGACCCAGACAGCACCUUCAACUGCCUGGACAUCAAUGAGUGUGAGGUGCACGGCACCUGUCCUCAGGUCUGUAAGAACACAAAGGGCGGCUAUGACUGUGAGUGUGCCACCGGCUACCGGAAAGUGGGCAACGGCAACAUGUGCGAGGCUGAGGGAGCGACUCCCUUGAUGCUUCUACCAGAGAAUAUUCGCAUCCGGAGGUUCAACCUACAGACGAAGACCUACCAUGACUUCCUAAAAGAAGAGGAGCGCAUUAUGGCUCUGGACUAUGACUGGGACCACAACAGCACUGGAUUCAGUAUGGUGUAUUUCACUGUGGCCGGUAAGGACUCUGUAGCAGGUGCCAUUAAGAGAGCAUAUAUACCUUCAGUGGAUGAUGGCAGUAACAACAUCGGUGCUGCUGUUGACCUCGGCAUCAAAUACAUCACCAGACCAGACGGCAUCGCUGUGGACUGGGUGGGCAGGAACCUUUACUGGGCAGAUUCCAGAUUGAAAAGGUUAGAGGUGGCCAUGUUGGACGGACGCUACAGGAAGCAACUAAUCAAGACUGAGCUAGGCCACCCGUCUGCCGUGGCCGUCAACCCACGACUGGGGAUGUUGUACUGGGCAGACCGUGGGGACGCAGCCAAGAUCGAGUGUUCUUGGCUGGACGGUCAAGAGAGGAAAGUCCUGGUGGCCGAUGGCCUGGGUUGGCCCACUGGUCUGUCAAUCGACUUUACCAACGAUGACAGAAUCUACUGGUCUGAUUCCAAGGAAAGCCGCAUAGAGUCUGUUCUGCCUUCAGGAGAUGGCCGUCGAACUGCCGUCUACAUAGAUGUGAGAAACCCCUUCAGUGUGAGUGUGUUCGAGGACCACGUUUACUGGAGUACUCAGGAGAAAGGGGAGGUGUUCCGGCAGGACAAGUUUGGUCGCGGAGCCAAGACCAAGCUGUUGACCGCCGGGCCGUGGCUGACUCAGGUCUCUGUGUACCAGCAGCAGAGAUACAACUCCAUAGCUAUGAACAAUCCAUGUAAGGACACUUGCAGCCACCUGUGUUUGCUCCGGCCUGGAGGCUACACCUGCGCCUGCCCCCAGGGCACCAUCUUUAUCCACGGCAGUAACACUGAAUGUGAUGCUGUUGGAAUAGCGAUCGGGGUGACAGCCGUGAUUGUGGCUCUGCUGGUGGCUCUGGUCUAUGCUUCCAGGAACAAGUCCAACCUGCUUGAGAGACUAAGGAGCAGCUUGCCCAGCAUGCCCUCCUCUAUGCCCUCGAUGCCAUCCAUGCCCAACCUCCCAAGCUUCAGAAAUAGUUCGUCUCCAAAUGCAUCACCAACAGAGGGAUGUCAGGUUCCCUGUAUGUCUGUGUCCAUGGCGGAAACAGAUGGGAAGAGUUUUGAGAACCCAGCAUAUGAAGUUGGUGAGCAACUUGCUGCCCCGACGAUGGUGGCAGUCACCGUCGCUCCUGAUGUAUCAAACAAGGAGAACAUAAAUAAUCCGUUGUAUAUGGAAGACGUUAAAGUUGCGGACCAGCCCACAAGAAGUGCCGCCACUGUCAACAAGGAGCCUUUUGAUAACCCGGCAUACGGCUCGGACAUAGAGGACGUUUACAUGACUUCUGCAGAACCAGUCGCUUCGAGCACACAGCAAUUUGAACCCAUUGUGGACGACAGUUUUGAGUCUUUCCAAAACCCAACAUAUAUGGAGCACACACCAGAUUCUGACAUUUGAUGUGACCUCUACAUC
Messenger RNA from Cyclopterus lumpus (lumpfish), 13668 nucleotides. It is a transcript of the gene lrp2b, whose product is annotated as low density lipoprotein receptor-related protein 2b. The record is from RefSeq and is a predicted model, not a curated record. Gene Ontology annotation, molecular function: protein binding; calcium ion binding. NCBI's taxonomy places the organism in Eukaryota, Metazoa, Chordata, Actinopteri, Perciformes, Cyclopteridae. The transcript is spliced from 80 exons. Bases 1 to 13653 code for a protein of 4550 amino acids.